Messenger RNA from Bemisia tabaci, 384 nucleotides. The record is from RefSeq and is a predicted model, not a curated record. NCBI's taxonomy places the organism in Eukaryota, Metazoa, Arthropoda, Insecta, Hemiptera, Aleyrodidae.
AUGUUCAAAGGCCUACAUCACUCCACUGAUCCUGGUGAUGUUAUUUCUGAUCUAAAGAGUAAGGGGUUUAAACCCAUUUCUGUAAUCAACAUUGUCCAAAAGAAACGUAUUGUCACUAAAACUUCUAAAGAAAAAUCUGUCAAAAAUUCCCCCCAAAAUAUACCAGUAAAUUCUCAAAAAUCUGAUAAGAUGCCUGAAAAUAUCCCUGACAAUUCUAAUACCAACAAUAAUCCUGACGCUAACUCACCAGCUAUCUCUAAUAGCGAAUCCAAUAACAUGUCACAAACCUUACCCCAAGAUGAACAACCUCAACCAGAUCCAAAUACCAAUAGAGAUCAAAAUCCAGUAAACCAGGAUCAUAAUACUCAAACUGAAGGUAUAUAG